AUGGUAACCAUGGAAAUAGAAGCACCAAUAAGCAAAAAAAUCACAGAAGAAACCGUAACGGAGGAAGACGACGACGAGCAAUCUCCAAUAGAGCAAGUCCGUUUAACUGUUCCGGUAACCGAUGACCCGGCACUCCCGGUAUGGACUUUUCGUAUGUGGUUCCUUGGGUUAUUCUCCUGCGUCCUCCUCUCUUUCUUGAACCAGUUCUUCUCGUACCGGAAGGAGCCGCUCAUCAUCACACAGAUCACAGUUCAGGUGGCUACGCUUCCUAUCGGACGGUUCAUGGCCUCUGUUCUUCCCGAAACGAAGUUUCGGAUUCCGGGUUUCGGGUCGAGAAAAUUCAGCCUCAACCCGGGGCCGUUCAACAUCAAGGAGCACGUUUUGAUUACCAUAUUUGCGAACGCUGGAAGUGCUUUUGGUAGCGGUUCUGCUUAUGCUGUUAGUAUCGUGAAUAUCAUAAAGGCUUUUUAUGGGAGGAGUAUCUCUUUCUUUUCUUCCUGGUUACUUAUCGUCACCACCCAGGUAUUGGGAUAUGGUUGGGCGGGGCUACUGAGGAAGUACGUGGUGGAGCCAGCCCAUAUGUGGUGGCCCAGUACCCUCGUUCAGAUCUCUUUGUUCAGGACUUUGCAUGAAAAAGAAGAGAAAGACGGCGACCGCCAAUUAUCUCGAGUCAAAUUCUUCUUGAUCGCACUCAUAUGCAGCUUUAGUUGGGCCUUAUUCCCCCAAUACUUGUUCCAAACCCUUCAAAGUAUCUCAUGGGUCUGUUGGGCUUUUCCUAACUCGAUCACUGCUCAACAAAUCGGGUCAGGUCUUAAUGGACUCGGAGUCGGAGCAUUUACUCUGGACUGGACAACUGUUGCUUCAUUUCUAUUUAGUCCCUUGGUAUGUCCCUUCUUUGCCAUUGCCAAUGUCUUUGUGGGGUAUGUCAUCUUUGUUUACCUGGUGAUUCCAAUAUGUUACUGGGGUAUGAAUAUGUAUAAUGCCAAUACAUUUCCCCUUUAUUCCACGGAUUUAUACACAGCACAAGGUCAAUUGUAUAACAUUUCAUUGAUUGUUGAUAAGAAGUUUGAGUUAGAUUUUCCAGCAUAUAAGGAGCAAGGAAGGGUCCAUUUAAGUAUCUUUUUCGCUUUGGCAUAUGGCUUUGGAUUUGCUACCAUUGCUUCGACACUUUCUCAUGUCGCUUUAUUUUAUGGACGGGAAAUAUAUGAUCGAUACCGUGCUUCGUUUAAGGGAAAAGAGGAUGUCCACAUGAGACUAAUGAAGAGAUAUGAAGACAUACCUUCAUGGUGGUUUUAUGUUUUGCUUCUUGUAACCAUUGUUGCUUCCUUACUUCUCUGUAUUUUUUUCAAGAAAGAGGUACAGAUGCCAUGGUGGGCAUUAAUAUUUGCAGCCGGGCUCGCAUUUAUUUUCACUUUGCCUGUCAGCAUUAUCACUGCCACAACAAAUCAAACACCAGGAUUAAACAUCAUUACGGAGUAUAUAAUGGGAGUAGUAUGGCCAGGAAAACCAAUAGCAAAUGUUUGCUUCAAGACAUAUGGAUAUAUGAGCAUGUCACAGGCUAUUGCAUUUCUCAGUGAUUUCAAGUUGGGUCAUUACAUGAAGAUUCCUCCCAUAUCAAUGUUCCUGGUUCAGUUGAUCGGGACAAUGGUUGCUGGAACAAUCAAUCUAAGUGUAGCAUGGUGGCUUCUCGAAUCUAUCGAAAACAUAUGCCAUAAAAGUGUUCUUCCAGCAAAUAGUCCAUGGACAUGCCCAAAUGACAAAGUGUUUUUUGAUGCAUCUGUUAUCUGGGGAUUAGUAGGACCAAAGAGAAUUUUUGGGUCUUUAGGAGAAUACUCAUCAUUAAACUGGUUCUUACUUGGAGGACUUUUAGGACCUUGUCUUGUUUGGCUCCUGCACAAAGCCUUCCCUAACCAUUCAUGGAUUCCACUAAUUAAUCUACCAGUACUUCUGGGUGCAACGGCUUAUAUCCCCCCAGCAACCACAUUGAAUUAUAAUUCUUGGAUUUUAGUGGGUGCCAUCUUCAAUUUCUUUGUAUUUAGGUACAGAAAGAAAUGGUGGCAGAAGUAUAAUUAUAUCUUAUCUGCUGCAUUGGAUGCUGGUGUUGCCUUCAUGGCUGUUAUGCUUCACUUCUUGCUGGGACUUGAGGACAAGAGCUUGAACUGGUGGGGUUCAGGUUCGGACAUUGAUACCGAACAUUGUGGCCUGGCAAUUUGCCCAACAGCAAAAGGUGUAGCAGUUGAAGGAUGUCCACUUUUUUAA
Molecule: messenger RNA, 2259 nt
Organism: Carica papaya (papaya)
Lineage: Eukaryota; Viridiplantae; Streptophyta; Magnoliopsida; Brassicales; Caricaceae
Product: oligopeptide transporter 4-like
Biological process (GO): transmembrane transport
Molecular function (GO): oligopeptide transmembrane transporter activity
Source: RefSeq, a predicted model, not a curated record